AUGAACUAUGCAAACUCUCUUAAAACAUAAAUUACUUUUAUUCCUAUCAAAUUAUCAUUAGAUUUAGGUGUAGAAGCUCAAGUUUUCUUAAAUUUUAAUUGUGGCUCGCAUUCAUUAACUACUUAAAAUGGAUGUAUAUUUUAAUAAAGAGAAUGUAAUUUCGAUUAUCAAUAACUUAAAAUUGUCACAACUAUGAAUAUGAAGAAGGGUAAAUUUCAAGAAAAGAAAGUAUGUAGAUAAAUUUAAUAAGGCUAAAGUUCGUGUUAUUCUACAUUAUAAAAAUAGCUAUAAAAAAGCUGGAAAAAUUAACUUUGAUAUUAGUGAAUAUAUGAAUUAAUAGAUGUAAUAAGUAUAAGAUGAAAAAAUACUCACAGAUUGUCCUGAUUCUUCUGCUAUAUUAAAAUUUUAACUUAAAUUUAAAUAAGCUGUUUUAAAUAAAAGCAAACUCUUCUCUGAUAUCCAAUAAAAUUUAUUAGAACCAUAAUCUUUUGUUAAAUCUAUUAUCACUCUACCUGAUGGUAUAAAUGGAAAAAACUUAGAAAAAUGCAAUAAUUGUUUAAAAUUACAAGAAUAACUUUAAGAAUUAAAAGCUUAACUUUAAUCAAACUCAUAAAGAAGCACACUCUCAUAAAGAGAUAGUAUUUAAAUUAGUAAAUUUUAAAUGUUAGAAAAUGAAAUUAAAUGCUAAUAUCAAAUAGAAAGAGAACUUAAAUCAUUUAUAGAAAGUUUAGGUAUUUUUUAUAUCAUUAUUAAUAAGAAUAAGAAUUAUUAAAAUAAAAAAGAAUUGUUGCAUAAAUAAUGUAAGAAUGUCUUUAAUUGGGAGAUUCUAAACUGAUAGAACUAAUCGAGAACAUAAUUUAAUAAUAAUGA
Messenger RNA from Paramecium sonneborni, 870 nucleotides. Lineage: Eukaryota; Ciliophora; Oligohymenophorea; Peniculida; Parameciidae. The record is from the annotation of a GenBank genome assembly.